GAAAGCACAGGCGGAGUGAUCCUCAAAUUCCCCAGCGCCGGCGGGGAGGGGGCGGUGCGGGAGGAGAGCGAGGAAAGUAGAUUUGUAGGACGUGAGUGAGGAAAGUUUGCAAGUCCCAACAGAAGGCAAAGUGCUCCCUAGAGACUGGCUUUGGGGAGGGGAGGGGGGAGGGAAGAACAGCUUCCUUCUCUUCUUGUUCUCGCUCUCCCUCUCUGUCUUAUUUUAAUCCCUGCACUCUUCAAAAUCUCUUCCCCCAAGUGCACCGGCACAAUCGGGACACUCACUGUCCCUUUCUAGCUCUAGCUCUCUUCCCAAUAACCCCUCAAGAUUAUGUCAAUCGGUCUGAAGAGACCUGGGAUUCUCUGCGGGCGCUGACGGAGCUGCGGGAGCCAGAGAAGAAUGCAAGUGCCUGGAGUGUGCCUGGCCGCCGGCUGGUUCUUACUGGCCCUGUGUCUGUGGGGGCAGCCGGGAGAGGCUGCGGCCUGCCAUGGGUGUUCUUCUGGAUCAAAAUGUGACUGCAGUGGUAUAAAAGGAGAAAAGGGAGAACGGGGCUUUCCAGGCUUAGAAGGCCAUCCAGGUUUACCAGGAUUUCCAGGUCCAGAAGGGCCUCCAGGACCUCGGGGACAAAAGGGUGAUGAUGGAAUUCCAGGGCCACCAGGACCAAAAGGAAUCAGAGGUCCUCCUGGACUUCCUGGAUUUCCAGGGACACCAGGCCUUCCUGGGAUGCCAGGCCACGAUGGGGCUCCAGGACCUCAAGGUAUCCCUGGAUGCAAUGGAACCAAGGGAGAACGCGGAUUUCCAGGCAGUCCAGGCUUUCCCGGUUUACAAGGACCUCCAGGACCACCUGGGAUCCCAGGUAUGAAGGGGGAGCCAGGCAGUAUAAUCAUGUCAUCUCUGCCAGGGCCAAAGGGUAAUCAAGGAUACCCAGGUCCUCCUGGAAUACAAGGUCCACCUGGUCCCAAGGGUGUAUCAGGGCCAAGUGGUCCUCCAGGACCACCAGGUUUAAUGGGCCCUCCUGGCCCACCAGGCCCACCGGGACCAAAGGGGAAUAUGGGCUUAAAUUUCCAGGGACCCAAAGGCGAAAAAGGUGAACAAGGUCUUCAGGGUCCACCUGGUCCACCUGGGCAGAUCAGUGAACAGAAAAGACCAAUUGACCUAGAUUUUCAGAAAGGCGAUCAGGGAGUUCCCGGUGAUAGAGGGCCUCCUGGACCUCCGGGAAUACCUGGUCCUCCCGGUCCUCCUGGUGGUGUGAAAGGUGAAAAGGGUGAGCCCGGAGAGCCAGGCAAAAGAGGUAAACCAGGCAAAGAUGGAGAGACUGGUCAACCAGGAAUCCCAGGUUUGCCUGGUGAUCCUGGUUACCCUGGUGAACCAGGAAGGCAUGGUGAAAAGGGCCAAAAGGGUGAUACUGGCCCACCUGGACCACCUGGAUUUGUAAUUCCUACACCUGGAACUGGUGUGACUAUUGGAGCAAAAGGAAAUAUUGGGCAACCUGGUUUGCCUGGAGAAAAAGGAGAGCGAGGAUUUCCUGGCAUACAAGGUCCACCUGGCUUUCCUGGACCUCCAGGGACAGCUGUCAUGGGUCCCCCUGGUCCUCCUGGAUAUCCUGGUGAAAGGGGCCAGAAAGGUGAUGAAGGUCCCCCUGGAAUUUGUAUUCCUGGAUCUCCUGGACUUGAUGGACAGCCUGGAGCUCCUGGCUUUCCAGGACCUCCUGGUCCUCCUGGCCCCCAGUUACCCCCGAGUGAUGAAAUCUGUAAAGCAGGCCCUCCAGGGCCCCCAGGAUCUCCAGGUGACCAAGGACUCCAAGGAGAGCAAGGAGUAAAAGGUGACAAAGGUGAUACUUGCUUCAACUGUAUUGGAACUGGCAUUUCAGGGCCUCCAGGCCAACCAGGUUUACCAGGUCUCCCAGGUCCUCCAGGAUCUCUUGGAAUCCCUGGAGAGAAGGGCGAGAAAGGACAAGCUGGGACAACUGGUCCAAAAGGAUUGCCAGGCAUUCCUGGACCUCCAGGUGCUCCAGGCUUUCCAGGGUCUAAGGGUGACCCUGGUGAUGUUCUCACUCUUCCGGGAAUGAAAGGUGAAAAAGGAGAAUUGGGUUCCCCUGGAGCUCCAGGGCUUCCUGGUCUACCUGGUAGUCCUGGAAAGGAUGGUUUGCCAGGACUUCCUGGCCCCAAAGGAGAGCCCGGUGGAAUCACUUUUAAGGGUGAAAGGGGUCCUCCUGGGAACCCAGGUUUACCAGGUCUCCCAGGAAAUAUGGGACCUACAGGCCCUGUUGGUUUUGGGCCUCCAGGCCCCGUAGGUGAAAAAGGCAUACAAGGUGUGGCGGGAAAUCCAGGCCAGCCAGGAUUACCAGGUCCUAAAGGUGAUCCAGGCCAGACCAUCAGCCAGCCAGGAAAGCCUGGCUUGCCAGGGAAUCCAGGCAGAGAUGGUGAAGUGGGUCUUCCAGGUGAUCCUGGACUUCCAGGCCAACCAGGCCUACCAGGAAUACCUGGUAGCAAAGGAGAACCAGGUAUCCCUGGGAUUGGGCCUCCAGGACCACCUGGUCCCAAAGGUUUUCCAGGAAUUCCUGGACCUCCAGGACCUCCUGGGGCCCCUGGAAGAAUGGGCCCAGAAGGGCCUCCUGGGUUACCGGGCUUUCCAGGACCCAAGGGAGAGCCAGGAUUUGGGUUACCUGGGCCACCUGGGCCACCAGGAUUCCCAGGUUUCAAAGGAACACCUGGUCCAAAAGGUGAUCGUGGUUUACCAGGACCUCCAGGUCCUCCAGGACACACUGGCUUGGAUGGGCUACCUGGACCAAAAGGUGAUGCUGGACCAAAUGGACAACCUGGCCCAAUAGGGCCACCAGGGCUGCCAGGAAUUGGUCUUCAGGGACCACCAGGACCACCAGGGACUCCAGGGCCAAUAGGCCAACCUGGCUUACAUGGAAUACCAGGAGAGAAGGGAGAUCCAGGACCUCCUGGGCUUGAUGUUCCAGGACUCCCUGGAGAGAGAGGUAGUCCAGGGCUCCCUGGAGCCCCUGGUCUUAUAGGACCUCCAGGAUCACCUGGUAUCCCUGGAAGAGCAGGUGUCCCUGGAUUUCCAGGUGUCAAAGGCGAAAUGGGUAUGAUGGGACCUCCAGGCCCACCGGGACCUUUGGGUACUCCUGGCAGGAGUGGUGCUCCUGGUCUUAAAGGUGAUGACGGCAUGCAAGGUCAGCCAGGUCUCCCUGGCCCUGUAGGAGAAAAGGGUGGUAAGGGAGAACCUGGCCUUCCAGGUCCUCCUGGACCAAUGCGUCCAGAUUUCCUGGGAUCAAAAGGAGAAAAGGGUGAUCCUGGCUUACCAGGUAUUCCUGGACUUUCCGGACCAAAAGGCUACCAGGGAUUACCUGGAGACCCAGGGCAACCUGGGCUGAGUGGACAGCCGGGAUCACCAGGACUACCAGGUCCCAAAGGUACUCCUGGUCUCCCUGGUCCACCAGGACUUACCGGACCUCCUGGACCUAAAGGAAACAUUGGCGACAUGGGUUUUCCUGGCCCUCAAGGUGUAGAUGGGCCUCCUGGACCUCCUGGAGGUCCUGGACAACCUGGCUCUCCCGGGUUGCCUGGCCAGAAAGGAAGUAAAGGAGAACCUGGAGUUUCAGGCAUUGGUCUCCCUGGUCUUCCUGGUCCAAAGGGUGAACCUGGUCUGCCUGGAUAUCCAGGAAACCCAGGUAUCAAAGGUUCUAUGGGCGAGGCUGGUCUGCCUGGCUUACCAGGAAGCCCUGGAGCAAAAGGUCAACCCGGCCUGCCCGGAUUCCCAGGAACACCAGGGCUUCCUGGACCAAAGGGUAUGAAUGGUCCUCCUGGUAACCCUGGCCUUCCAGGAGAACCUGGUCCUGUAGGUGGUGGAGGGCGUCCUGGACCACCAGGACCUCCUGGUGAAAAAGGCAAGCCAGGUCAAGAUGGCAUUCCUGGACCAGCAGGACAAAAGGGAGAACCAGGUCAACCAGGCUUUGGAAUCCCAGGACCUCCUGGACUCCCAGGACUUUCUGGUCAAAAGGGUGAUGGAGGAGCCCCUGGCCUUCCAGGAAAUCCUGGCCUUCCAGGUUCAAAGGGUGAACCAGGCUUUCAGGGAUUCCCUGGUAUGCCAGGUCCCCCAGGUCCCCCUGGUUCUCCUGGCCCAUCUUUGGAAGGUCCCAAAGGAAACCCUGGGCCUCAAGGCCCUCCUGGGAGACCAGGUCCUCCAGGUUAGCUCUUUAACUCCAAAGUAGUAACUGCAUGAAAUUUGAAAUUGUGCCUGUGCAUUUAUGUACAUAUUAUAUAUGUGUGUAUAUACACAUAUGUGCCUGUUUAUCAAUGUGUGUGUGUGUGUGUGUUUAAUGCUUUCAAGUUUUUAAAUAUAUUUUAAGAGCAUAUGCCAAUUCAGUUUUUAAAUAGUGGCCUGGACCCAAGUUGUCAGAGUAUUGUACUGCCAAGUAUUUCUCUUGGAAUGAUUCCACAUUAUCCAAUUAGGGAGAUUAACUAAAUGAAAUACUUGAAAAUUAAUACUUCUGUGUCAUUUUUAAUUGAAAUUUUAAAGUACUCAAUUUUGUGAAAGUAUGCUUUCUCUUUGUUAGAAUGUAUUUUUAUUAUUGCCUUAAAUUUUUAUUCAAUGAAAUUAAACUUAUUCAGAAAAGCAUUUUAAUAAUAAAUAAUAUGGAUUAUCAGAUUCUGUAGAUGAUGCAGUCCUUGAUUCACUAAUGGGGAGACCUUUUUUCUUUAAAUGAACUAAAUAUUUACUAUAGUUUGUAGAGGGGGAACCCAUGAAUCCCUAUGUCAAUUGAUUUCUUGAUUUAUUUCUACCACACCAACCCAUGCACAUGAAUAUUAUUCAUACAUGCACACAUAUGCAAAGUGUUGUAUGUAUAAGAAUUAUUAGGAAAUUUCUUAAGAUGCAAACUCUGAAGACAAAUUUCAUCAAGACAACUAUGGUAGAGGAGACCCCAUUAUAACAGAGACAAGGAAAUAAGCCAGCUCCCAAUAAAACAAGAACAAAGACUUCCAGGGACCGAAAGAGAAAGUUAUUGACUGAAACUUACUAAGAGGUGCUUAAAAGCAGGAGGAGUCCUUUUUUAUUGGAUUAUUUUUUAUUUACAUUUUAAAUGUUAUUCCCUUUCCUGGUUUCCUGUCCAUAAACCCCCAUCCCCUCCCCCUCCCCUUCUUCUAUAUGGGUAUUCCCCUCCCCAUCUACCUCACUUCCACCCCACCCCCGACAUUCCCCCACACUGGGAUUCCAACCUUGGCAUGACCAAGGGCUUCUCCUCACAGGAGGAGUCUUAAACUGACUUCAUGUGAUUCUCACUAAAGGCAAGCCAAGGACUUAAGACAUCAGAGUAAGGAAUGAGGAACUCGAUCAGAUGCUAACUAACUAUUGGAGAUUUAGAGGUUGAAAGGUACUAAACUGAUUUGGUUAGAUUUUGUCUGUAACUGGCCUUGGUAUGCAAAAAAGGGGGAGGAGUAUGCUAGAGUGAGACCUAGAAAGAAGUCUCACAGAUGCUGGUUUAAUGUUUGGUCAAAGAGAGGGUCAUUAUUGACACAGGAACACUGAGAACGAAAAUUAUUAAGGUUGUGACUUAAAGUCAUGCAUACUCUUAGGGACUGAGUGGGACUCCCCAUUACUCAAGAUAAAUGUCUCUUCUACUAGUAGCACCCUAUAAUUUUUGCACAAAACUUUAAUGUUUAUGAUCUGAUCUCUUGAUAAGUUUUUGGAGCAAAACUGCUUUUAUCGUGUUAGCAGUCUUAUAGCUAGCUAGAUCUUAGCUCCAGUUUCUCCUCCUCCUCUUCUUCUGACUCCUCUUCCUCCUCCUCUUUCCCCUAUUCCUCUUCUCCUUCUACUCCCUCUCCUCCUCUUCUUCCUCUCCUCCACCUCCUACUUCUCCCUCUUCAUCUCCUUCUCCACCUCCUUCUUUCUCUUCUACUUUUUGUUAACCUCGCAUCUCCAUCAAUCCCUAAUAACAUUGUCUUACAUUCUUCCUCGUGGAUGUCCUUGAGUAGAUUAAGGCCAUGAAAGUGAUUUAACUAUCAACAAGAUAAAGACAAGAUGAGGGGGUACUUUGAAGCAAUUUUCACUGUUAUUCUGUCUAACUUGCCUAGAAUUCUGCUGCCUUGAUCAUUGCUAGACUGGACUGCUAGAUAAGUUUUUGUUUUGUUUUAUUCUUGCAAUACAAGAAUGUAUUUGCAUAAAAAAGAGCAAAAUAGCCCCAACACGUUUAAAGUCAAUUGAACAACUUGCCAUUUGUUAAACAUGAUCAAAUUGUAGUUAUUUAAACCUUGCCUCUGUGAUUUUACAAUAGGUAAAGAGAGCAACUUUGAGUGGAAAUUAGAAUUAAAAUAUACCAGUUGACUCUAUAACCUACCUUCAGUUUCUUUUUCAGUUAAAUUUAAGUACAUGAUUUGAAAAUUAGUAGAUGAGGCCUGAUACAUAAAAUUGACUUGGCAUAAAACUCAUUAAUAUGCAGACCUUUAGAAAUUAAACUCUUAGAAAUUUUGCUAUGAUAUGGUACAAAGUUUCCCAUACAGAUGAAUCAUUAAAAUGUCUCAUAUCAAUAAAAUAUCUUUCUGAAUAUUUUUAUUAUUGGAUCAUUUUAAAGCUAAUAUUCAUAGAACAUAUCUUCACUUUGAAUUAUGCUAAGAAGCAUUUCUAAUCUAGUUAAUUGGGUGUCCAGACUGGAAGUCAUUGGCUAAUUUGUUGUAUGUGGUUUGGAGACAAUUUACAUAAACUGAAAUAUAUUAUUGUAAGUUUCCAAUUCACAAAUGCUCCUAAAUUUUUGGUUUUAAUCAUCAUUGUGUUCUUUUAGCAUCUUACACAUAGCAGACAGUGGUUCUACAUUUCGAAACUUGACUUUGAUCCUUAUAUAAACGGGCAAGGCAGGGCAGUAUAGCAAAGACUGUCUUCAUUACAUUCAGAGAGAUUGAAUUGUCCACGGUUACAUAGUUACUAAGAAGCAGGGUCAAGAAGUCCCAAGGUCUUUUACUCAAUGGUCGACCACCACUUCAUUCUCUUUGAAAUUCAAUGUUCAUAAAUCAUAGCAAGAACUCUAAGAAAAGAGAAAUUGUGUUUAGAGUUAAUUGAUACUAACUAAAGAGUGUUCUGUAUGUAGACUUUAAUAUUGUUACAUCAUGUGUCUUCUUCAAAUGAUGAAUAAUCUGAUAAUAAAGCAUAGAAUAAUACUUUUUUAAAAUGUUGUAAUACUUAAAUGGCUUGCAUGCCAGAAUAUUUUUAAAGUACCCCUUUACCAAUAGUCUUCAUAUCAUUGGAAAAUUAGAAUAUUUAUUUCUAAGUUCAAUAGCUCUUUAUGCUUAACUCCUAAUUUAUUAUGAAAAAUUAAAAUAUGACCAUAUAAAAGGUAUUCAAAUAAGGCAAACAAAAGCAAAAGUAGUAAUGGUGUGUGUGUGUACCCUGGUUUUAUUUUUCCAUUGAGUCACAGGUGAGCUUUCUAAUUAUAUUUUUGCCUAUGAGGCUUGGAAAGUUGACUCUUCCUAUCAUAUUGGUUCACUCUGAACAUCAAAAUACAUUUUUACUUCAUCUUUCUGUUAAAGGUGGCAUAGAUUUAAAUAUUUUUCACAGUUACUACUUUGUUAAAGAAAAUGAAGACUUUUGGUGAAAUGGUACUAUCUUGCUAACUUGAAUGUUUUGAGAAGCUAAUGUUUAGAAAUGUCCAUUAGUAAUGUUAACACAGUCUCUUUAAUAGAUCCUCCAUCCUAUUAAUGGCCAACAACUUAUUCUAUGGAAUAGUCUCUAUUUUUAAAAGAUUUAGUUCUCUAUAUUUCUGGAUCAGUCUGUUUGCCUCUUGAUUGUGCUAUAGGCAUAAGAAAUGCAUACAAAGAGAAUUACUGUUCAACUUGAUCUAUAAUGUGAACCACUUCUAACUCAUAAUCUUAUUUUGUACUGUGUGAUGUCUGAUACUGCUAACAUCGAUCUUUGGGCUUUGGUGAACUCUGAUCUUCCCAGGUUUUCAAGGUUAGACUCUUCACUGGUCAGUUUUCUCUUUUAUUAAAUGUUUUAUAUAUGUAAUAAGAGAAAUGCACUUUAUUAUUGCAAUUCAUAAGUCAUUGAAAAGUGAUGUCAUUCUCAAAUACUAUCGUAUUGGGUUUUGACAUUUUUGACUUAUUUACUAUUGAAUUUAAAAUGAUAUCAGAUUUUUGUGGUCUGAUUGUUUGUGAUAGAUACUUUAAUAUAAAUGCCUGGUAAAACUUAGAUAGCCAUACAAACACCUUUACAUUGUAAGCUGCAUCAAGAUAUUUAGUUAAGCAAGCAUCUUGAUAAUUUCUAAUCUCUGGAUAGGGAUUUUUUCUUGAAUUUUUUUGCCCACAGUUGCCCUGAUCUGUGUGAUCAAAGCUGUUUUCCAUAAGAGAGGAAGAAAGCUAUUGGAUACAGUUAAAAUAAAAUUCUGUUUUUUACUAGAAGGCUAAUUUAAUUUUUUGGAGAAGUGCAAAUACAUGUCUGAGAUGACAUAAAAUUCUCAGUAUUUUAUUUUAGUUGAUAAUAGAGCAGUGCCUUUUCCUCAAAUGAUGCCAUACUCUGGAAACUCCAAAUAGAGAAUGGUGGCAUGCAAAGGUUCAUUUUCCCUCUCUCAUAUCUUCCCUCAUCAUUGUUGUUGGUUUGCUUCAGAGCCUUCAGUUUUAGCUCAACUGUCUAAAUUGCUAGCAGACUUCUAGCCGAAAUUGUACAAAUUACCAAGUUUAUUUAGAAAAACUUAUUCUAGUGUAUUUGAGCUAAGCAGCUGUGGUUUUGUUUUUUUUUCAAGUACAAAGUAACCCCAAACCUUUCUUUACAAUUGCGAAAGGAGUUUUCGUGAUUGUGAUGUCUAUUUGCCAAGCCAAGUUGAUUGUAUGAUUUAAGUUGUCUAAAUGUCAAAAUUAAUUGCUGUAUUAUCACGAACUUGCUUCCUCUUUGUCAUAAUCAGAUAAUUAACACAUUAUGAAACCACUGAAAAUUCUUUAUACGUUAAAAAUGUCACAAGAUCCAUUCUUAUCUUUAAUUUUACUACUAAUAAUUAGUAGUAAUUAUAACUAUAAAAAUGCCAACAUUUCAUGGUUCUUAGGAUUGGGUGGGUGCUGAACUAAGCAUGUUUCAACAGCUGUUUCACUUAGUCUUUCCAAAAAACAGGUAAAACCCAAUGCUAUUUUUGUUUCUAUUUUAUAGAAGAAGAAAUUGAAGCUGAAAAGAUUAAUAAUCUUGUUAAAGUCACAGAGCUAAUCACUAAAGGAGCUAGGAUUCAAACCCAGCAUUGUAAUUCCAGUAUCCAGUGCUUCUAAUUACUGUGAUAUUCAGUCUUGUUAGUGUAUUUCCAUUGAUUUAGAAUAAUGAAAAUUAGGGAUGGUCAUUAAGGAUUGGGUUUUAUCUCAUGUCAAAAAUAAGACCUUUUGUCUACAAUAAACACCAGCCUACUGUUUCAAAUUCCUACGUAUAUAGGUUAGGAUUCCUUUAAAAAUCAUACCUGCAUAAAAACACUUUUUCUUGAAAUAUUUUUUUAAUUAAGACUUCCAUAGGAGAGAAGAUAUAUGUGCUAGCUUGACUUGGGGCUUUGAAAUUAUUUUCUUAAGACAAAAAAAAAUUAAUAGCCUCAGCCUCAGCCAGUAAGCACUCUACAAACAGUUAGCAUGUUUCCCUACCUUCUUCCAAAAGGCUUGCCCAGUGAUAAAGCCACCUGGUUGCUUAAGGGAACUGAUAUCUUUAUUUAGAACGAUAUGGUAAAAUAUAGAACAAAAUUUGACAAACCCAUGGAAAUACUUUGAAAUAAAUUUUAUAUGUCCUAUACUGAAACAAUAGAUAUAUGGCAUUUAAAACAUAUCCCAUAUGCCAAAUGUAUCACUAAAAUGGACUUAAAGUUAGUGUGCUUAACCGUUUUAACUGCUCAAUCAGUCAUUGCUCAGA
Molecule: messenger RNA, 9867 nt
Organism: Rattus norvegicus (Norway rat)
Lineage: Eukaryota; Metazoa; Chordata; Mammalia; Rodentia; Muridae
Gene: Col4a5
Product: collagen type IV alpha 5 chain
Cellular component (GO): extracellular matrix; collagen type IV trimer; basement membrane
Molecular function (GO): extracellular matrix structural constituent
Source: RefSeq, a predicted model, not a curated record